AUGAGUCUUAAUGAUGCCCAAACAAAGAAGGUGAUCGAGGCACAGCUCUGCAGGGCCGCCCAGGUCAUUGAAGAUGCUGUCGAUGAGGAAAUUGCGAAGUUGGAUCGAAUGGACGAGGAUGAAUUGGAGAAGAUUCGACGGUCACGUUUGGCCGAAAUGAGAGAAAAGGCGAACAAAAGGGAGGAAUGGCUUGCUAAUGGGCAUGGAAUCUACUAUGAACUGCCCUCAGAAAAAGACUUUUUCAAAGUUUGCAAGGAGUCCUCAAAUGUGUGUGUUCACUUUUAUCGUAAUACAACUGCACGUUGCGCCAUCUUUGACAAACAUCUCGCACUCCUUGCUCCUCGUCGUCUUGAGUGUCGCUUUAUCAAAGUUGACGUUGAGAAGUCGCCUUUCCUGGUGUGCCGUCUUGGGGUUAGAAUCCUACCCACGUUGGUGCUUGUUAAAGACGAAAAGAUAGUUGGACGUGUUAUUGGGUUUGAUGACCUUGGAGGUCAUGAUGAUUUUAGCACUGAGAUGUUGGACUGGCGUUUGGGUGUUGCAGGCGUAGUUGACUACACAGGUGACCUCAGCCAACCUCCUGACUUCACAAAGAACAAAAAGAAGGAGGCUACUUGUAGAAGAAUAACCAAACAGAUUCGUGGUGGGGACACAGACGAGUCAGAUGAUGACGAAUAA
Mesocestoides corti is the source of this 675-nucleotide messenger RNA. The record is from the annotation of a GenBank genome assembly. Lineage: Eukaryota; Metazoa; Platyhelminthes; Cestoda; Cyclophyllidea; Mesocestoididae.